Messenger RNA from Schistosoma turkestanicum, 450 nucleotides. The record is from the annotation of a GenBank genome assembly. Lineage: Eukaryota; Metazoa; Platyhelminthes; Trematoda; Strigeidida; Schistosomatidae.
AUGAUCUCUGAUGGAUCUAAACUAGCUGCAGGAACUAUCAAUGGAUUGGUCAGUAUAUGUGACUUAGAGACAGGCAAUGUUCAAUUUUUAGACGGACAUGCUACACCGGUACGAUCAGUUGCAUUUUCACCUGAUGGACGUCUGUUAGCUUCUGCAUCUGAUGAUAAACAAGUUAAAGUUUUUGAUGCACGUGAUGGUCGACUUGUUAUCCCUAGUUUAAAUGGUCAUAAAGGAUGGGUUGUAUCAGUCGACUUUGCUUCAGAUAAUCGGCAUCUUGUCACAGCAUCCACCGAUUGUUCUGUUCGAAUUUGGGAUCUCAUAUCAAAAGAAGAGAAACAUUGUUUUAAUACACACGAAGAUCAGGUAUGGUGCGCUCGUUAUAGUCCACAAGGAAAUAAUAUUAUAUCUGUAGGAGAUGACAGAUCUAUCAUGAUUUAUCAAUGUGCUUAA